Messenger RNA from Mesitornis unicolor (brown roatelo), 739 nucleotides. It is a transcript of the gene NIPSNAP1, whose product is annotated as nipsnap homolog 1 (C. elegans). Lineage: Eukaryota; Metazoa; Chordata; Aves; Mesitornithiformes; Mesitornithidae. Gene Ontology annotation, cellular component: mitochondrion. The transcript has 9 exons. The record is from RefSeq and is a predicted model, not a curated record. The annotation marks the transcript as partial.
CACAAGGGAGCGUCAGCGUGCACCCACCCGCGCUGACCCGCUGUCCCACAGGGGCUACUCAAGGGACACCGAGGGCAGCUGGUUCCGCUCCCUCUUUGUGCACAAGGGGGUUCACAAUGUGAAGCCAGAGUGCCUGGAUGCCUACAACAGCCUGACAGAGGAGGUGCUGCCCAAGCUCCACUCAGAUGCCGACUACCCCUGUGACCUGGUGGGCAACUGGAACACGUGGUAUGGCGAGCAGGACCAGGCAGUGCACCUCUGGCGCUUCUCGGGGGGAUACCCCGCCCUCAUGGACUGCAUGAACAAGCUCAAACAGAACAAGGAGUACCUGGACUUCCGCAAGGAGAGGAGCCGGAUGCUGCUGUCCCGCAGGAACCAGCUGCUCCUGGAGUUCAGCUUCUGGAACGAGCCCCUGCCCCGCCAAGGACCUAACAUCUAUGAGCUGAGGACCUACAAGCUGAAGCCAGGGACUAUGAUAGAAUGGGGCAACAACUGGGCUCGGGCCAUUAAGUACCGGCAGGAGAACCAGGAGGCAGUUGGGGGUUUCUUCUCCCAGAUCGGGGAGCUGUACGUUGUGCAUCACCUCUGGGCCUACAAGGACCUGCAGUCCCGGGAGGAGACAAGGAACGCGGCCUGGAGGAAGAGGGGCUGGGACGAAAACGUGUACUACACGGUGCCGCUGAUCCGGACCAUGGAGUCACGAAUAAUGAUUCCCCUGAAGAUCUCACCCCUGCAGUGA